Messenger RNA from Dentiscutata erythropus, 655 nucleotides. Lineage: Eukaryota; Fungi; Glomeromycota; Glomeromycetes; Diversisporales; Gigasporaceae. The record is from the annotation of a GenBank genome assembly.
AUGGUUGCGACUAAAACUCCAAUCUAUGAUCUCAGAAUCCAGAUUUCACAGUUCCUUCCACUCUUCAGUGACAUUAUACAAGUAUCUGAAAAAAUUUCUAAAAUAUACCAUGAUGCAGAGCAUAACAAACGUAUCUGUGGCGCAAUAUUCGAUAGAGUAUCCGCUGUAGAAGUAACAAUUCGCUCUUUAAAAUUUCGAUGGGAUGAGCAUAGAAAAUCUUUUACUCAAAAGAAUUAUACAGUUUUGCAGAAGCUUUUGUGUAAUAUUCAGAAGUUGGAAGAUUUUAUGAAUGAUGUUACAAAGUCGGAAUGUGUAAAGUGUAUUAAGGUAGAAUCAAUCGAGGCAAUUUUUUAUGACUUAAUUAAAGAAUUUGAUAGGUAUAUAGAUGAACUAGAUCUAGUAAUCUUGGUCGAUGAUGAACGCCGUAGGCGAGAAAAACAAAUCUUAAGAAACGAUAUCGAAGAUCUUAAUAAAGCGUUAGAAAUUAAUCCAAGCGACCGUGAUAGCAUCGAACGUGAAUAUACUUAUAAAAAUAGAAAAGAGAUUAGAAAUGAUUAUAAUGAAGAAAAGGUUGCAUUGAAAAGUUUUAAAGACAAUAAUGUGACAGAUUACGCUAAACUUAAUACAAAAUUCUGGAAUAUUGAGCCAAAAGAAC